UUCAGUUUUUAAUUUUUUGUAAUUUCAUCAUCAAAUAACAUCCCAGAGUUGUUUGGUAUUCACCCUCCUUCCCCACCUGUCUGGAAAUAUGAGAUGAAAUGAACUCAAUGACACUGGGAGUUUUUUUUUUUAAAUGGUAGACAAAGUCUCGAAACAAUAUGUCCAAAGAUUACGUGAUGUGUGGAUGUUAAUGAUCAGGUGGCUGUGGUGUAAAAUUCAAAGCUGCUUGCCAUAUUGUGAAAGGAGACCCUGCAGAGAUCAGUGCCUGCAGUGCAGAGAUUCCGUUUUACUUGUAGGAGCCAUAAGGCCAGUGAAGAUGAAGUUCGAGAAUAUCUUGGAGGAAGUCAACGGCUUUGGGCCUUUCCAAAUAGUCCUCCUCUUCCUGCUCUGGACCCCUCGAAUAGUCCUACCCUGUCACUUCUUGUUGAACAUCUUCAUUGCAGCAGAGACUCCUCACCACUGUGACAUCAGCGCCCAUGGAGGAAUGUUGGAAAAUUUAACAUGGGAGCAGAGAUUGACUGUCAGUAUUCCUGCAAAAGAAGAUGGAGGCCUAAAAUCCUGUGAGAUGUUCGCAGAGCCUCAGCUUCAGCUCACAGACAACACAUCUGACAGUUCUUAUCUGCCAACAGUUAAUUGUCAGAAUGGAUGGGUUUAUUACAACUCCACCUUCACCUCCACCCUGGCAACAGAGUGGGACCUGGUCUGUGAUAGAAAAAGCCUGACAAAAACCACAAGCACUAUCUUCUUCUUUGGAGUGAUGAUGGGUGCCAUUGCUUUUGGAUACCUGUGUGAUAAAUAUGGGAGGAAAAGCACUUUGGCCUCGUACAUCAUGGCAAUCGUGUUCGGCUUCUCCAGCGCGUUUGCAAACUCCUACAUUCUGUUUGCUGUGCUGAGGUUUCUUACUGGGUUUGGACUGACAGGAAUCAGCAUCAACUCUGCAGUUCUCACCAUUGAGUGGGUGGACACGGGUCACAGGUCAUUAAUCGGUGUUAUGGGCAGUCUGGCCUGGUCUGUAGGAAACAUGCUUCUGGCUGGGUUUUGCUUUCCUGGUGACUGACUGGCGUCACUAAUCAUGACUGUUACUGCCCCUCUGGGGUUUGCGGUGAUAACUUGUGUGGAGAGUGCCCAGUUUACCUUGACAAAUGUGCUACAUUCAACAAAAGACCAAAACUGGUCAUCAGAAAUAAAACUGGAAGCACUAUCCAAUAUAGAAAUACAGGAUAAUCAGGGAAAAAGCUACACUUACCUUGACCUAUUCAAAACCCCGAAGAUGCGAGUGCUGUCCCUAAAGGCAGGAAUUGUGUGGUUUGGAGUUGCCUUAACGUACUACGGAAUUAGCCUCAACAUCAGCGGAUUUGGUUUAAACAUGUACCUCACACACUUCAUCUAUGCUGCCAUAGAAGUCCCCGCAAAGCUGAUGAUCUAUUGGUUUCUCAACAUAAUUGGGAGGAGGAAAUGCCAAGCUGGAACGCUAUUGCUGACAGGAAUCUGCAUUGCCAUCAAUAUCUUUCUGCCAAAAAGUAGGAAUGCCAUUUGA
This is a messenger RNA of Notolabrus celidotus (New Zealand spotty), 1537 nucleotides long. Its product is annotated as solute carrier family 22 member 7-like. Gene Ontology annotation, biological process: transmembrane transport. Lineage: Eukaryota; Metazoa; Chordata; Actinopteri; Labriformes; Labridae. Gene Ontology annotation, molecular function: transmembrane transporter activity. The record is from RefSeq and is a predicted model, not a curated record.